AUGAAGAAACAACUCAUCUCCUUCCUUAUUUGUGUCACCAGCGGUGUGACAUCAGCUUUGUAUCUGGCUGAGGACCCCAAGUUCCCUUAUCGCAAACCCGACAAGACGGCCAAUCGCUCCCCUUGCCCGGUUCUCAAUGCUCUAGCCAAUCAUGGUUAUCUCCCUCGUGAGGGGACUGGUAUCACCAUGGACCAGCUAAAAGGAGCCUUUACCAUGGCCUUUAACCUUGACGAAUCAGUAACUGUGGCUGUCUCUAAGCUGGGAUUUACCACAUCAACGACAGGAAAUCCCAACACGCUCAACCUCAAGGACCUUUCGAAACAUAACGUCAUGGAGCAUGAUGGCAGCUUAUCGCGUGCCGACAGUGUUACUGGCGACGCGAACAGCUUCAACGAACAGAUUUGGAAGACUGUAAAGGCGCGCUUCACCGGCCAAACAAUCGACACCAAAACGAUGGCUUUAGCCCGCAGAGAAAGACUUGUCGCUGCGAUGGCCGCCAAUCCAAAAUUCAAUUUGACAUCCAUUCAAGUUAGGGCGUCCGCUGAGGAAUCUGCAUUCAUAUUGGGAGUCCUUGCCGGCAACUUUCAGAAUCCACAAGCACCGACUCAGUACAUGACCAUCAUGUUCGAGGAGGAGCGGAUUCCUUUCAAUGAGGGCUUUAAGACGUCUCCGAAUAAGAUCUUUGCCGAGCAAAUCGUCAGUUUGGCGACAGAUCUUUUGAGGAACACACCGCCAAUGUGUUGA
Messenger RNA from Colletotrichum truncatum, 744 nucleotides. Its product is annotated as chloroperoxidase-like protein. The record is from RefSeq and is a predicted model, not a curated record. Lineage: Eukaryota; Fungi; Ascomycota; Sordariomycetes; Glomerellales; Glomerellaceae. Gene Ontology annotation, molecular function: peroxidase activity.